Messenger RNA from Zymoseptoria tritici IPO323, 599 nucleotides. RefSeq lists its product as uncharacterized. Lineage: Eukaryota; Fungi; Ascomycota; Dothideomycetes; Mycosphaerellales; Mycosphaerellaceae. The annotation marks the transcript as partial. The record is from RefSeq and is a predicted model, not a curated record. The transcript is spliced from 3 exons.
ACUUGACAGGAGCAUGUGUGCCUCUCAUCUAAUCGGCAUGGUCCUUCCUGCCGACCCCUAGCCAACCCGAGGAAAUGACAACGCUUCCUGCGAAAUCCCGACUUCCAUAAAGAAGUCAUACAGCCAGAACCAGAACCCAUCAUGAACUCCCCCACCGAAACCGCGACCAUGCGCUUGCGAUCACGCCCGACCUCCCAGCACGGCGCACAAGCUGCGCUCGCUGCUCGUCCAGCUCAGAAGAAGAUCUUCAACUGCAUCGUUGACGACACGGCACUUGUGGCAGGAGUCAAGAAGAGCACGCGCAACGGCAUUCGACAAUGGGUGAAGAACGGACAGAUUCGUCUUUUCGUGCCGCUACACGCGCUGGAAGAGCUCAGUCGCCAAAGGAGCGCAAAGGGUAGACAUGCCGAGGACGUGCGCGAGACGCUGCAGUGGUUGGAUGAUGCCACCAGCAAGCACCCGGAUAUUGUCACUCUGCAGGGCGCCGACGAAACGUACGAGAAAUGGGCCGAGGUCGAGAAAUUCGCAGUGCCGCGUACACUUUUCUCAGAAUACGAUCACGAGCAUGAAGAGGACUUGGACGACUCGACCGACUUGGC